CUUUAUUACGGAAAUAUUAAAAUAUAGGUGAAAAAUUUGUUGGGGUUUCCUCAUUUUCCAUUUUCCUGUGAGAAGUGUUGAAAUUUUGUUGCAGAACUCUCUCUCUCUCUCUCUCUCUCUCCCUCCCCCCAUUACACUGUUAAAAAAACUCUUGGGAAGUCCAGGACCAGUGAAAACGCUGCGUUUCGGUACAUGUGCUUCAGCAGUACGUACCCAAUACUCCUUCUGUAGGAUUAAUCCUGGUUUUUGUUUUCAUAAGCAGUUUCUGCUUUCUCUCUCCUUUUUUUUUUCUCUCUCUCUCUCUCCAUUCUCCAAGGGUAAGCGAAGUGUUAUAAACUUGGCUUGUUUAGAUUAGUGGACCCAACAGAUUUCUGGGUUUAUGAGUUGAAGCCAUUCAGGUGCAACCUUCGGCAGUUAUAUCAUUACUUCGAUGGAAAGAAUUCCUAGUCCGGGAAGUUAGUGAACACGUUUGUUAGGAAAUUGGAAAUCUGUAUGCUUGCCUUUCCUACUCAAAUCACGCAUUACUUUGAAAUGGCAAUGAGAAUACGAGAGUAGAGGGAUUCUUCGGAGAUUAUCACAAUGCCCCAAAUCCAAAUCCCAAAUGCUCUGUCUUGAUCGAAAAUAAAUGCAUUAAGCCAAGGUUGUACCUUUCAAUGUCUGAUUUUUGUAGAAUGCUAAACUCCUGAAGACUCCUUUGACUCUUCGUCUUGUUACUUUAUUAUUUAUCUUAGUAUUUCUAUAUAAUCCCGGUCUCAUGCAGGUUUCAAGUAGAUGAACUUUACACAUCUUGAGCCAACAUUGGCAGUAGCAGCUCCUCAAUUAUCGGUUAAUUACUAUUCCAUAUCAAGCAACUUCUCCUGACAACUUUGUAACUUCUAUUGCUUCGGGGAGAAAGAUAUACAGAGUAUUCCAGGCAUAAGAUGGUGGGACUUCCAUGUUUUCCUUUAUCUCAUGCUACUACGACACACAUCAAAAAUAACUAGUUGGAACAUAACAUAAGCAUUGGAAAAAAUGGAUAUUAAGGAAGCAGAGCGUGUAGUUAUAGCUAAACCAGUUGCUUCAAGGCCAACUUGUUCCACCUUUAGGUCCUUCACGGAGCUUCUUGCAGGAGCUAUUGAUGCUUCUCCUUUGAAUGUAUCUUCUGAAACUGCUGUUCCUGCCAUCAGACCAAAGACCGUGAGGUUCAAGCCAAUGGUGAAUCAUACUGUCGCUGGAUUGGUUUCUUCCCAGGCACAUAUCUCUGGUGCAGCACAUAGUCAUUCAUCGGAGCAGGUUUCGAAAUCAGAUAGCAGAUCAACUGUGAUAUAUAAACCAUUGGCAAAAGUUGUUUCAAGGGCAACCUUUUCUGUCUUGGCAAAUAUGGGAAACUUCAAUACCAGCCACCAAUCUACACAAUCAUCAGUUAAUGUGGGUGUUCUACAUCCAAAUCAAGAUAAAUGCUUUAGAUCCCAAAGCGCAAAUCUGCACCAUAAUAAUCCAUCAUGUGCCGAGACAAAUCAGACAACAGAGCCUCCGAAAAUAGCCUCACAAAACAUGGAAGAGGAUCUGAAACUUAUACCAUCCACAGCCAAUACUGAUAGGCCUUCUUAUGAUGGGUAUAAUUGGAGAAAAUAUGGACAGAAGCAAGUCAAAGGAAGUGAGUACCCCCGAAGUUACUAUAAGUGCACUCAUCCAAAUUGUCCUGUGAAAAAGAAGGUUGAACGAUCUCUGGAUGGCCAGAUUGCUGAGAUUGUGUACAAGGGGGAACACAACCACUCAAAGCCUCAGCCUCCAAAGCGGAGCUCAUCAGGGACGCAAGGGUUAGGCGUACCAUCUAAUGGAACUGGUCAAGAUACCAACAACCGGCUAUUGAAUAGUCAUAUUAAUGAAAGAAAUGAAGGUUCCGAAGGUAGAGUAGAAGAUCAAAAUGAAGUUGGACUACCUGUGCAGUCUUACCAAACCAAAGCUCCACUACCUUAUGAUCCCCAUGCGACUGGAGGAAUAACUGCUGGUGGUGCAACUCCUGAUAAUUCUUGUGGUCUUAGUGGCGAAUGUGAGGAAGCAAGUAAGAGGCUUGAAGCAGAGGAUUAUGAACCUAGAAGUAAAAGAAGAAAAAGUGAGAAUCAUUCCCUUGAAGCAGGGAUAUCAGGGGAAGGUGUCCAAGAUCCUCGUGUUGUGGUGCAAAAUUCUGUUGAAUCUGAUAUGACGGGUGAUGGCUUCCGCUGGAGGAAGUACGGGCAGAAAGUUGUUAAGGGAAAUCCAUAUCCCAGAAGUUAUUACAGAUGUACCAGUCUCAAAUGCAGCGUGCGCAAGCAUGUCGAAAGAGUCUCGGAUGAUCCCAAAGCUUUCAUCACCACGUACGAGGGAAAGCACAACCACGACAUGCCACUGAGGAACACGAACGCAGGAGCAUCUGAGAAGGAUACAACAACUAAAGAAAAGCCAUGAGUGAGUGACAACAUCACAUUCAAAGUUUGGCAUCAAACUGUUUCAACCCCAUGUUUGUCCGACAGAAAUGUCAGAUGGGCUCAGAGUAAAAAACAGACACCAAAAGUAACUGCUGCAGUGAUUCUGAUUCCCGCCUUGGAUGCUCUGCUCUGCUAUGCAAUGCCAAUCAUUUCACUUGGGAAUCUCUUUGAUGGCUGCUUGAUGGAUUGGAGACAUAAAAUGGUGUUAAUAUUUUGGCUUAAUUUCCCGCAUCGUUGCUGCUGCCUUGGCUUUUUAGUCAAAAUGAUUUUUGAGAUUGUCCACCGUAAAUAAUUUUGAUCAUUUUGUGAAAAAUCUCUGUUAAAGUGAGGGUAUUUUUGUCAAGUUAACCUUUCCACUUGAAUUGGUGGUUUCGUCAAUUUAAUGGAGAUUUUUCACAAAAUGACAAAUGGUUGACGGUGGACGAUAUCAGGGACCAAUAUGAGAAGUUAUAUCAAUUUCAAAAACUAUUUUGGCAAAAAAACCCUGUUGACUUCAAUUAGCUCAUCAGAGUAUUACAUUUUUACUUUCUUUGUAUUAAAUGCUAUGCCAAUAAUUUCACGUGGGCAACUUCACAUAACAAAACUUUCUUACAAAAUGUUAAUGGCAGUUAUUAGGUUGAUGACUUGAUAAUAUAAGGAUGAUAGAGAGUAAACUUUAAGGAUUAUUCAUUUCCUAGUGGGUGGUACUUGUGUUGUUUUGUUUUGUUUUUUUUUUGAAAGAAGUACGAUAAUUCAUUGCAAGCAAAUUCAGAGUACUUAUGUUAUUUUUGUUAUCAGAAAAAGUUGUACACUACAAUUAUAGUACGUUUAAGAUUUUGGUUAUUACA
This is a messenger RNA of Malus domestica (apple), 3274 nucleotides long. Its product is annotated as WRKY transcription factor 44-like. The record is from RefSeq and is a predicted model, not a curated record. Gene Ontology annotation, molecular function: DNA-binding transcription factor activity; sequence-specific DNA binding. Lineage: Eukaryota; Viridiplantae; Streptophyta; Magnoliopsida; Rosales; Rosaceae. Gene Ontology annotation, biological process: regulation of DNA-templated transcription.